Peronospora belbahrii is the source of this 672-nucleotide messenger RNA. NCBI's taxonomy places the organism in Eukaryota, Oomycota, Peronosporomycetes, Peronosporales, Peronosporaceae. The record is from the annotation of a GenBank genome assembly.
AUGUCAAUUCAGCUGCAGCUUUAUGGCGAAGGAGUCAGUACACUGCGCCUGUUCCUAGCGACGCAUUUACGCGCAAAACAAUGGGACCGACCAGAUGUUAAGAAGGUAGUACACAAUGAGAUACACAAUAUACUGACGACGUGUGAAUUGCGACAAAUAGCGACGUUAUUGGGGGAAUUACGAGCCGUGGAUUCGUCGAUACCUUGUCUGGUGUCGCUAUUGCGACAUGGUAGAAAAAACAUACAAGUACGUGUAAUAAGUGAUUGUGAUGAAGAGGAAAACACAAAUGAAGAGCAGAAGAUGAAGGUGGAAAAGUUCAAAUACUUGGCCAAACGACGUGAGAAGCUGCAGCGUCUGGACGAGGAAAUGCAAUACGGCAGCAUGGUGCGUAAUUUUAAGCCUCAGUCGGUUACAAAAGAGCUAGCGCAUUACCAUACAAACGUACGUCAACAUUUGUCCAUUGGAGCAAAUAUGGUGAUGGCACGAGUAACCGCGUUCGUCGCCGUGUACUUUGUGGCUCGGAAUCUUACUGAUAACGAAACAACGCGGCUUAUUGCUGGCCUUGGUGGUGCCAUUGUCAUGAUGGUCAUUGAAAUGGUAUUAUAUAUUGCACGCGCGACGAAAAUUGAGAACUUUGAGCACCAGCAAAAGCAGCGAAGAUGCAUUUUUUAG